UGAAGGAGAAACAAUCAUAUCAAGUCAUUAAUAACAUUAAAACAGCAGAUAUUACACUCAAUGUUUGCAGUAGUGAAGUUGUAACUACUCUUAUUUAGGCCUAUAAAAAAUAAACAAUUAAAAGUUAGAAUUUAAUGCAAAAUCAGAUAACAAAGGUUUUUAGACUCUACUACUCAGUAUGGCCAGCCCUACUUACUACUCUCUGUUUGUUGGCAGGAUGACAGAAAGUAUUUUAGAGCCCUAAGGGGCACAGAAGAAAGCUCCUUUCUUUGUCAUGGCAAUGCUCAAAUACUUUAGGGUUGUUUCUCUCAGUUCAGAACCUUCCCAACCUAAAGGCCACAAGUGCAUGUCCCCUUUAAAGUCAGCAUUCCCCUUCAUUCUGCAUAUUACUGUCCCUUUAACAGCCUGUUAGCCUCUGCUAAUGAAGAGGGCCUGGGUUAGGAAGUGUGUUGUAUUUAAAGUGUGUUUUUUGGUUUGAAAUGUGUUUGUUAUGUAGUGGGUAUACUCAGAGUCUUUGUGCAGUUUGCCUGCAGAAAGUAGAUAAAAAGUUCACUAUCUUUCUGAUAUUGUUAUGUUUGAUGAAUAUGAUAUGAGUCUUGGAGAGAGGCAGCCAUGUUGUCCAGUUUGUCAUGAUGACACAAGGAGGUGGGGCCUAAACUCUGAUCACCAUCAGCUGUGUGGAGACUGACAUAUUCUGCAAAAUUCAGACACUGACGUUUAGUAUGUUUAUUGUUUUGAUAGUCUAUCAGUCAGCUUGGUUUUAUUUUGGAUGAUCUUUAUUUAAAACAAAUGUUUUGAACACAGUAACAGUCUCCUGGAGAGCUUAAGGAGGAGGUCAGUACAGGAAGUGAUGAAAUGUGAAAAAGGAAGUGAACUGACAGGUCCUGCGGCUGCUGUGUGUGAAGAAACAAAUAUGAGUUUGUUACUGCUGCUGUGAGCAGAUCUGAACUGUGGUCAGAGUGUCAACGCCUCACAGGAAACGCAAACAAACACAGUGCAUGAUGGGACAGAAGACGCUGCUGCUGCUCCUCUCUCUGCUUGCUGUUCUGGGUAAAAUAAACUCCACACUUACAACUUUUUUCAUUUGUUUUAGCACUGUGCAUGUGUUUAAAUGUUCUGAAUGUUCAAAGUUCUUUCCAGUAUUAUCAGAGUGAAUGUUUUUAUCACAGUCUGCAACUGUUCCACUCUCUUUACAUGAUCCUCCUCUGUCCUCUUUACUGUGCUUUAAACUGUUGAGAUGUAAAACCAAACUCAAAGUGCUUUAAGAGGAUGGCUCAGACUCCUUACAGCUUUAUAUUUUCCAGGAUUUCAGACAGUCUUUGAAUGCACCAGCAGAGAGAUCACCGAGCCCUCACUGUUUACACUUUUACCUGUUUGUUCAGGUGUUUAUUCUCUUACCUAGGUCUAAACAUCUGAACAAACUGCAGUUUGUCAGUCAGCCUUCAAAGAGUCCUCUCAGAUUAGUCUUCAUGCGUCUGACCUUAAAUUAUUGUAUUGUUUCAGAGUGUUCAGAUAUAAAAGGCUGUUCUCUCUAAUUUAUUCAUCAGAAGUUUGUCUGUGUGAAAGUUAUGAGACACUUCGUGAAAAGUUGAAGCUGAGUCUGUGUUCAACUUCUGAUUCAGUUUUUAAAGAGGUUCAAAGAGGAGAUUCAUGUGGACAUCAAACUGUUCUUUUUGUGUCACUCAUAUGAAGAUGUCCUGGGCACAGUAAAUGUUCUUAAAUCUUGCUGUAAGCAGACGCUGGGCCUUCAGUUUGAAUGUGAGGUUUUAGAUAGGAUGGGGAGCCAAAGUUAGACAAUUUUAGAAAAAAACGCCACAUGCAGUGAACUCCAGAGUGAUGUAAAACCAUGAACACAACCAGGAAAUAGUCACUCACAGACACUCUCUGCAGGACCUAAACGUGUCAUUAUUACCGCUCAGUUUUUCUGCAGUUUGAGCAGACAAUAAAAGCUGAGAGCUGAUUGGUGGAUUUUAGUUCCUUUGAUCAGAACCAGGCUAACUAUUUCCACCCAGACUUCAUGCUAAGCUUAGCUGACAACAGUUAAUUGCAGCGCUGUACUUUCACACGAAAGCUCUGGUCAGAGUUCUGUGUGCUGAUUGGCUGCUGUGCUGAGGUUGUGGGUAGAGUUCACUCUAAUGAAAAUGUUGUUGCCUUUAGCUUUUCUAUUUUUUUGCACUGCUAUUCAAGCUGACUGGAGAGUUUUUGAAGAGCUGAUGGAAUUUGAAGCUUCAAUUUCAUCAGUCAUGUGACUUUCAUCUUUGAAACAAGUCCUAAUACUUAAGAGUGAAGCUGAGCAGUUCAUUCAAGUAAUACAGCCUUCACAGCGUCAGAGCUACAGAGCAUCAGAGUUUCAGUAUCAUGUCCUCUCUGUCUUCACUAUCUACUUGAACAGCUAUUAUUUAAGUGUCACACAGAGACCAUACUUCAGUUUAGGCUAAAAAUGUAUGACUAUUGUAUGACAAUGGACUGAAUUAUGCUGAUUUUUUUUGCCUACCCCUAAUUUAAAGACCUUGUUAAGACCAUGCUUCAGCUUGUGGUUUUUAGCGAUCAGGACAUAAGGAGUGUUUGCACCUUGAAUUAACCAUGUUUACAGGUGAUCAGCUCUCUCUCCCACUUCAGAUGCAAACAAAAAGUUUUGACUAUCUGACAGCCGCUGAUGAUGAUCAGCUUAGUUUCUGCAGGCAUCUGUACUGUCCUCCAGCUGGUGACUCUCAGAUAAGCUAGAGUGAUAUUUACACACAAACCAGAGAUGAAAUCGAACACACCUCCUCCAGGCACGUCACAAGCCCCGCCCCCUUACCUGAACCUAAAUGUGCAUAUUGAGUUGUGUGACACAUAUUUCCACUUGUAAAUAAUGAGUCUCUGUAAAAGCCAGGACCAGAAAGUCCUCACCUGCGUGAAGCUGGCCCCCCACCCCACGCAAAAUUUCGUGAAAAUAGUCUUCUUCGUUUGUGCUGUUACAAUUUUUUGUUUGUGCUGCUAUAGUUUUUAAGUUAUCAAAUAUUGUUAAUAGGUCAUCGAGAGGUCACCCAGCCCCCUAUUUGUUCUGAAUGGACCCGAAAUGGUGCCGAUCUUUUUUUCUUCGUUUUUGCCGCUGUUGCCGAGAAGUAUGCACCUCGCAGAAACGCGCACCACUGAUAACAUACCUGCCAACCCUCCCGUUUUCCCGGGACUCGCCCGUAUUUCAGACUUAUGUCCCGCCCACCUACCGUAUUGUCUUUUCCCCCGGGAAUCUCCCGUAGUUUGAUGGUCCACGUUCAUCCACGAAUCAGAUCACUAUAUUUGUCAAAAGUUGACGGGUUUCUUGACAACUGAUGGUAGUCCAGUGCCUCUGCUGAGCCUCCGGGUUGAUACUUUUACUUUACAAUUUGGGAUGAUUCAACGCGGUUUAAGCUGUAACCUAUAUCUAAGCAGUGUUUGUUGCAAAAUAAACACUCCAAUGAAAGGGAAACAAAUGUGAGAUAUAAUAUUUACGUUGAUAGUCUUGCACAGUCUCGGAGUGAUGCGUUCAGGGCAGCCUCAGACAAAAGAGUGCUGUUUUCUACGUACAGAUGUUCAGAGAGCCUGAUACGGAAGAGCAUGUUAAAAAUAUGUGGACUUUAACACUAAUAUUAGUGGACUGAAUAAGUUCAAAGCAUAUCGUAGCUAUUAUUUUUUUUAUUACCAUUUGUUAUUGUUAAAACAAAACAAAAAAGUGUGCAGCUUCACUUUUACUUAUUUGGAUGAGCAAUCUAAUAACAAAUACUCACAGACUUUCCCAAAGAAUGGGUGGACUUUCCUGGUGUAAUAUCUCCAAAAUAUUUCUUGUUGUUGUCUCAAUAGCUAAUUAAGGGGUGGAUGCAUAUUUCGGCAAACAGUAAAACAGCUGAUAUAAGGUUAAUAUUAAGCGUCUGCUGACUACACUAUAACUUAACAAAGGAACUCUUUGAUUCUAGUUGCUUGUUUACGUAUUAGUGAUGAUAUACGCUAAAUACAAUGGGUUCGAUCAACAGAACACCCGAGAAUCACACUUCAAUUUAUCAUCAUAAUAAUUUUAAUUAAUCAUUAUGGGGUUUGUGUUUUCAUCACUGAAAUAAAGUCACGCCAGUGAAACAUUUAGGCUGAUAAAACAUCUCAUCUCAAAGUCUAUUCAACAUAAAUGACACAAAAGAUAUAUACCUCCCUUUCGGAUCAUUACUGAUCGUUGUUUAGCACCACAAAUAAGAACUGUAUGGGUUUUAAACUGAACAUUUUCGCGGACCACUCUAUUAUAAGUGGUGCGCGUUUCUGCGAGGGACAUACUUUUCGGCAACAGCGGCACAAACGAAGCACAAACAAUCGGCACCAUUUCGGGUCCAUUCAGAACAAAUAGGGGAAUGGUUGACGUCAUCGCCGAAAAUAAAAAUGUGUAAUAACUUUAAAACCAAAGCAGCAUAAACGAAAACGUUAACGGCACAAACGAAGUACGAACGAAGCAGACUAUUUUCCCGAAAUUUUGCGUGCGGUGGGGGUCCACUUUCACGCAGGUAAAGUACCCACAUGUCUGGGUGAAGAGGUGAGGAGGAUGAUGAGUGACAGAGGCUGAAAAAAGACUCAGUUCCGUUUAAUCAAAGAGAUUUAACAUGAGCGGCUGAGCUUUUACUAAAAUUCACACAGCCAUAGUCCAGUCAGAUGUGUGUUGGAAAUGGUUUCGGCGCAGCAGCAGAUCAAUGUGCUGGCUGUCUCAAAAUAUGAGUGCAGUACUGGUGCAUGACAACAGGGGGCAACAGCAGAACUGGGAGUAACUAAGAAUCUGUUCGUUAAAUAGACUGCCUUUUUCAGAGGAAACAUUUAAGGUGAGAGUGACCUUCUAAAUCUGUCAAAGGGCAAUGUUAAUGUUUAUUAAUUUCUGGACUAUUUCUGUUUCUCCACCUUUGAAUGAAGUUUAGUAUCAGAAAAACAAUCAGAAAAAACCUUCACACCUUUUAAUAAAAACUCUACCUGUGUGAUUGAUUAUCAAAAAUAACAUCUUGUCAUGACAAGAAUCUUUUGCUUUUCCUUUUACUUCUUUCUUCAGUGUCGUAAAAUUGUAGCUCCAACUUAGUGUUCAUGUAAUUGCGCUAAUCAGACAUGCCAUCUCCGCAGAGAUGGCAUCAGCGUUGGGCUUCUACUAUGGUCGCUCCAUGCCUGGGUCUCCAUACAACAUCAGCAGGACUGACCCCAGAAUCCAGAAGGUAGUCCUCGAUGCCACUUUUACCUUCAACAACCAAUCAAACGAUGCCUACCUCUUUAAACCCUACGCCAUCUACAGAGCACAGCGCCAGGUAUGACACAGGAAACACAUCAACCCAUUUUUACAGCAAAAAGGUCAACGGAAAUGUUGAGGGAAAAAAGUCUGUCACUGUCUCAAUGUUUGAACCAUAGACUGUAAAUACAAUGGACAUUGUCUGCCUCCUAACUGGGUCAAGCGUCCAUGAUAAUAGCACUCUCUAGCGAUGGACUGCAGUAUAGGUCAUAAACCCUGCCUCCUCCAGCAAACUUAAAGCCGGGGGAGGCAGGAUCUCAGAAGUGCCAGUUUUUGGGAGAAAUUUUGAAUGUAUACACUACCCCUCCCUACCAGUUUUUCCCUUAGCUCCUCCUCUCCCCUCCCACGCUGCUCCAGUAGGCCCCGUCUACAACCAGACGCUCAUUUUCGCUCCAACUCUCCGGCAAUUUACUACCAGGCUAGUAAAUUAUCAUUAUCAUCACCAAUCACAUUAGCAAAAACCUGAACAACUUUUGUCACAACAGAGUCAACAGUAGUAGUGAUGCAUAAAAGAUGACACAUAAGAUAAAAUAGAACAAAUUUAUUGGAAAAUAAUAUCUAAAUAAUCUUGGUCAGAUGUACACUUUGUAGGGCCUUUUAUGGUGUACAAACUCCUUGCUCUGGACUUUCUGUUAUACAGCUUGCUGUACAUGAAAUGAAGAGAAAGAGAGUGUGGUAUGACUAUGUUACUAUGUUUCUAAUCUUUAUUCAUACAACAUCAUUUUAUAACAAGGUAGACGAAUCACAGGCAGAAACCUCAAGCAGAACCAGACUCAUGUUUGAAGGUUAUCUACUGAGACUGAGCUGGGUUUUGAAAGGAAAAAGAGGGAAAAGGACAAAGAGAGAGAUGGACAGAGAAGAGACUAAUCGAGGGAGAUCACAGACAAAAUCUCGGUAGCAGCACACACCCCCCUUAGUAACACCUUUGUAAAAACUGUUGUUCAGGACUGUGCGCAACAUGCUCACUCGUGCUUCCUACCUACUCAGCGACCGUGAUAACUGUUGUUCUAGUCUACAAGCAACAUUUUUGUUCUCAUUCAUGAAACGCUCAAAUCAGGGACAGCUUUCACCGGGGACAGGUCAUCUGAUAGGGGGACUGUCCUCGGAAAUCAGGGACAUCUGGUCACCUUAAGUUAGAAUGUCUGAAGCUAGUAAGUUAUCAUUAUUGAUAGAUAGACAUUGAUAGAAAUGGAGUGAGCUUGAAGUUGAAGCAGCUGGAAAGCAGGCAGGCCCACAGCAGCAGGACUGCCGCAGUGAUCCAGAGGAACCUACGAUAUGACGGAGCUACAUGAUAGCAACAACUUUUGAUCAUGGGACGAAUUCACAUUAAACUAAACAUUUCAAGUCAGUUGAAUCAGGAUCCUGCUGAUUUGCUCUUAAUUGAUAUUACAUUAAACAUUUCCAUUAAAAGUAAGGUAAAACGAAGUGGAUGUUACUCCUGCAGAAAUACUAUAUUUAUCUUGAUAUUUCUAUCCUCAUUCGACAGUGAUAAACAUUUAAACUGAAAAGGCAAUAUGUAUGCCAACAUUGAACACUGCUGCUUUUAUCACUGCAGUUUUAAGUAACAUUGUAGAGGGCAGCAUCAGAGAGACACAAUGCUACAGGACAGGAUGCUUCACAAUUGUUAAUGUUCUAUAGCCUUACAGUUAAGCGUGUGUGUGUGUGUGUGUGUGUGUGUGUGUGUGUGUGUGUGUGUGUGUGUGUGUGUGUGUGUGUGUGUGUGUGUGUGUGUGUGUGUUUUCAGGUUGUUAAAGGGGUACGGUACAUCGUAGAUUUUGAGAUUUCAAGGACAGUCUGCCGUAAACGAGACAGCAACCACAAUGACCUGCCCAACUGUGACUUUCAGCCUGAAGGUCGUCUGCACCAGGUGAGCACAGGCCGGUGUGCACUAAUGUUUGCUAUCAUCGGAAACAUGCUGAUCCCGAAACCCGACCAGCUGUUGACCAUCAACCCUAAAAACAUACAGUCAUCAGAUGGGGCCAACUUGUAUGAUUUUUACAUAGGGGGGUUAGAUUAACAGUUUGAGACAUUUAAAAGUAUAGUCCUGCUGUUUGCUUGGUUGUUUUAGUGGCUGAGGCAAAAUUGUAGGCUACUUUUGUUGACACUUGCCACACUGCACAUGCAGCUUCUUGAUAAGGUAGGCUGAAAAUUUGUUUUUUUUAUUAGGGACCCAAAAGGUUUUUGCACCUGCGCAUAAGCAUGUUUAUUUCUGAAGCAAAACAGGACUUUAUUUCAUGAGGCCAAAUUUUAAGUAACCCAAUGUAGGGCACACCGUCUAUUGGCCAGGGGAGGAACUGGAGGUUGAUGCCUAUUCUUGUGUCGAAGGUCUAAAAAAUACAGUAGGAGUUUUUUUAUUUUUUAUUUUGCAGCCACUGAGGUUGCAUCCUGCUGGUCAUGUAUAAAAUUACAUAAUUUAGACAGAUCUUUCACCUUUGUUCUGAACUCAUGUUCAUAGAUUUUAAUGUGUGUGUGUGUGUGUGUGUGUGUGUGUGUGUGUGUGUGUGUGUGUGUGUGUGUGUGUGUGUGUGUGUGUGUGUGUUUGGUUUUUUUUUUUCAGACUUUUCGUUGUCACUUGGAGGUUUGGGUGAUUCCCUGGAGGAAAGAGAGCAUCACUCAGGUGUUCUUUUGUCAAUCUUAAAACCACCAGCUAACCACAGCAUCCAUUAUCUGCACCCUGCAUCCUCUGCUAUCAUCAUCUCCAUCCUCCAACAAAUUCAUCACGAACAUCUUUACCGUAAUCAUCCCCCUUCAUCAACCCUCUUCUGAUCUCCCACCUCUGUACCACCCUGAUGAGGUUCACCUGUUACACCAGAGCCCACCUGUCUGACCUGCUCUCUGUAACGCUAACAGUAUAAAAUCAUACUAUCAUCCUCUGAAUGUUUUUACUCAUAGUUCAACAUUUACUUCAUAUUAACAUUCACUUCUUCUUACAGUAAUGGGGAGAUAUGAUGUGUGGCUCCACAAAAACAUAUAAACUGUGUGUUAUCAAAACUAAGCAGAAUAUUUCUAGGGUUUUUACUACAAAAAUGUAGAGGUAAUAAAUGAAGUAUUAGGUAUCCACAAAACUUUGUCAUAGAUUCUACAACAAAAGUGACCAAAAAAUGUGUUUAACAGGAUAAAAUGAAUAACUUUGAGCAACUAUUCACAACAAUGAAAUCUAAUGGGGUUUUUUUUGUUUGUUUGUUUGUUUUUUUUGUUUGUUUGUUUUUUUAAUUCAUAUAUUUACGCUGACUUCACUACUUGUCCUAUACUUUAUUAUACAGUAAAAAUACCUUUUAAUAAAAAUAAUACUGCGGAGGCCAUGCUAAAGCUAAAUUUAGGAUUUUUUAUAGAAUUGUGUAUGUACUGGUAAAAGUCUUAUUCAUUUUAUGUUUCCAUUUAUUUCGUUUUGCUUACAAACUCCCCUUAAUGUAUAUCAAUAAUGAAAAUAAAAAAGGUAAAUAAAAACAAUGUAGGUAAAAAAAUUGGUGUCAACGAGAGACUGAUAAACAGAAGAAGACCUGAGUCUGCAGGAGGGUGAUAAUAUAAAGAAGCUCAGAAAGGUUUAGAGGUGAGAAGUUUGAGUACAAACAUUUUCUCACAGAAAUCAAGUCAUAGUGAAGUCACGAUAGAGGAUCAAGUUGUAAUGUUGGGGAAUUCAUGUCACAAUACAAAAACCAUAUUGUCAAAAUAUGAAGAAAUAUUAAAAAAAAAAAUGUAUGUUGUGAGAAUUAAGUGUUGAUAAAGUGGUAGUAUUGGUUUAUUGUGAGCAGCCAUCUGUCUUGACCAAAGUUACAUAGUGCAGCAGAUAGCCAGAACGAUUGUGCAUUUUGUGAUAAAAGCAUGAAAUUUGUUACACUUAUAGCCAAAGGUAUUCCCAAAAGAUUUGGAUGUGGAGGCAUCAUGAGUUUUCAACAUGGCGGUCAUGGCAGCCAUUUUUCAAAAUGGCCGCCAGCAAUAACUGUUUUCUUAUGAAAGAUGGAUAUAAUAUGGCAUUUCAGACUUAUUUGCCAUACAUAGUACUUGGUAAAUGUCUUUAAGAUAAUUUAAAAUUACUAUUUUAUAUUCAGGAUGGCUGACAUUUUUCAAGAUGGCAGCCAAUCACAAGUCUGAUAUGGGUGAUCUCUGUGUCAAACCAGUAACUGGUUAAAGUAAACCGGACUUUACAAUUGGCCAGAAGCUUCCUUCUACCUCACAACUGGUGACCACAGUAGUCACACUAUUGGUGACCUAUGACCUCUGUUACUUUCAAGAUGGCAGCCACAUGGCUGAAAUUUCAAUUAUAUUUCAAGAAUACUAUAAUGUAUUUUGCUCGAAUAAAGUCUAAUGUGCAAAAUGAAAA
Xyrichtys novacula (pearly razorfish) is the source of this 9584-nucleotide messenger RNA. NCBI's taxonomy places the organism in Eukaryota, Metazoa, Chordata, Actinopteri, Labriformes, Labridae. The record is from the annotation of a GenBank genome assembly.